Molecule: messenger RNA, 4711 nt
Organism: Gigantopelta aegis
Lineage: Eukaryota; Metazoa; Mollusca; Gastropoda; Neomphalida; Peltospiridae
Product: dynactin subunit 5-like
Exons: 5
Coding region: 86-637 (183 amino acids)
Source: RefSeq, a predicted model, not a curated record
AUGACAAUAAACAUGGCCGAUCAUUGAUUGUUUUUUAGCUGUUUUUCCGGGUGUCAUUUUUGGGGAAUGAAAAGAGAGCAAAAUCAUGGAGUUGCAAGAUAUGUUUUACCCACAUUCAGACUUUAUUGAAACUGCUUCUGGUAAUAAAGUGAGCAGGCAGAGUGUCCUAUGUGGAAGUCAAAACAUUAUUAUUAAUGGAAAGACAAUAAUAAUGACUGACUGUAUGAUACGAGGAGAUUUAGCAAACAUUAGAAUUGGAAGAUACUGUAUAGUCAGCAACAGAUCUGUCAUCCGACCAGCGUUUAAGAAGUUCAGCAAGGGAGUGGCAUUUUUUCCUCUUCACAUUGGGGAUCACGUGAUGAUAGAGGAAGAUUCCAUUGUCAAUGCUGCCCAAGUUGGAUCAUAUGUUCAUAUAGGCAAAAACUGUAUCAUUGGUCGUCGCUCAGUAUUGAAGGAGUGUUCUGCUGUAGCAGACAACACAGUUCUCCCCCCUGAAACAGUUGUGCCCCCUUUCACUAUUUUUGCUGGAUCCCCAGCCAAAUGUGUAGGAGAGUUGCCCGAGUGCACACAAGAACUAAUGCAUGAUGUAACAGUCAGCUACUACCAACAUUUCAGAGCUCUAGGCAAAGGGAAAUAACCAAUGCUAAUUUGAUAAAUAGCUAAUAUACUUCAUGUGUAUGAUGUCAGGCUAUAAAGAAUUCUAAUUUGCUUCAACUCGGUCUCACUGCCAACGUGCUUCAGCAGUGUGUUAAUCACUAGAUAUGUUUUAAUAGCAGAAUUUCACUUCUGAAACUAAUCUUGGCCUUUGACUCAAGUACAAGACUUUUGAUAAAUUAUUUUGUGCAGCACAUGCUACCCCCACCCCCACUUGAGGAUGAAAAUAUAUGGGGUUUUUUUGUCCAACUCCAUAGAAAUAAAGAUGAAAAACAUGGCUUGUAUUCCCUCUAGAGGCUGUGACCCACCAACCACAUUAGGGAUCAUCUCUCCCCUCCAGUUCUCAUUCCCAUGGGGCUGCAUUGUGUACUAUACUGUUAUGGGAAAUUGUAUAUUAAGACCUCUUGCUUAACAUUCAAACUCAAUAACAAGGUUAGCACCCUGUCAUUCUGGAUACCAAACUGGUGUGACUUGAGCAAUGACAGUACUCUCACUGGGAAGAAUUGGGUUUGUAUUCUGGGAAGAAUUGUGUUAUUUUAGCUAAUUUUCAGAUAUGUAGAGUUUCCUUGAGAAUGAUUAAAUGUUAGUUUUAACAAGAUUUAUUAGCCAAAUACAAAAUCUUUUAGCCACUUUGUGUGAACAACAGGAGCAAUUGGCAAUGGGCAGGGUGAGCUCUGAAUCCUCUUGAUGAUCUUGCCAUGCUUGCAACAUCUGGUAUUUCCUUUCAAAUUGAAACUUUUCUUGGACAGGAAAUCGUCAUUUCAAAAACGGCCUAGCAGCUAAACACCCCCGACUCGCACAGACUUAACCCACACAAACAGUGAUGUAGCACUUACAUGUGCUCAUGUUCAGCUAAUGACUAUUGCUUUUCGGUCGGAGUGACUUGUUUUAAACUUUCCCCCUGCAGCAUCAUACAAAUUAGAAAAUUAAAAUCAGACUGGAGUAUGUUUAAUUUAAAAUAUACAUAAUGUGGUACAUUUUCCCUCCUUACAAGUGCAAUCAGUACUGUUUCUAGUUUUGGUUUUCGGGUGCUUCGUAUUUAUGUUUAUUAAGACUUGUUCAGAUAUGUUUGUAUUCUGUUAGGUAUUGUACCAGAAUCAUGUGUUUCCUAAUGGGAAAACCAGUAUUCUGUUAGGUAUUCUAUCACAAUCAUGUUGUUUCCUUAUGGAAAAACCAGUAUUCUGUUAGGUAUUGUACCAGAAUCAUGUGUUUUCUAAUGGGGAAAACAAGUAUUCUGUUAGGGUAUUCUAUCAGAAUCAUGUUGUUUCCUUAUGGAAAAAAACAAUGUUUCGUUUUUUUUUUUAGUAAAAUGAUGCAUAAGUUUAUUAUUUUUAAAACAUUAAAAAAAUUAUUAUUAUUAUUUAGCUUAUAACAUAUUUAUGGUAUGUGAAAAUAAACUUCAUCUGCUACAAUGUGUAAUUAUGUUUGUCAAUAACUAGUAUAGUUAGUAAUCUUGGUUUGAACACUCUUAAUGUUAUGAAUAGAUCACAUACUGGUGAUCCAUAUGGUUCGUGUGGGAGCAGGGAAAGUUUGUUUUAUUUUCUCUUUCAACCAGUGCUUCACAUCAUGUAUCAAAAGCCAUGCUAUUCGCAAUCCUGUAUUUACCUUCUGUUGAUUCACCCACUGAAGUUAAAAAUAAAGGAAACUACAGAAAGUAUAAAAUCUGUUUCAUAGAGAUUCAGAACGACGUUGGCCUUCAUACAAGCUGUUUAAUAAAAGGGGUGACUUCAGCUUUCCAAUAAUAUUCCUUCUGCUCCUGCCUUUACUGUUUAUAUUUUGCAACUUCUGAGAUACCUUAGGGCAUGCUUACCAUAUGCCGAUUUUAAAUACUGAUAUAUCGUUCUGGUAGAUAUGUUUGAUCAGGGUUAUAACAUCCAAGGCAGGCGCGAAUCCAAGGGGGUGUCACAGGGGUCCCUAAAUGUUUAUUAAUAUUAUCACAUGUAGACGAAAUCCAUUAAAUAGUCCGCUUAGUGGAGACGAAUACAUUUUUGAGGGUGAUGUAUAUCGAGUGUAGCCAAAUGCUGUCGACCGUAAGAAAAUUCAUGUCUAUUCUAAAUUGUUAAAUAAUGCAUAUAAACCCCGAUAUUUUGCAUCUUUAAAAUACCUUCACUUAAGCGACAGUCUCAAAGUUGCAUAAUAACCAAAAUAUUCAUAUUUUUUGUGACGUGACAGGACAAUAUAUAACUAUUAACGUAUUUGAACGACUGAAAAAUAUAUCCAAAUAAUUUUAUUUACAGGUUCUUUUUUAAAUUUGUGUUAUUAAAACACUUAAUAAUGAUGACCAAGAGGCAUGGGAGCAGAAGAAAACCCCCACAGCAUUUUGACAUGUUCCGUUAAUUAUCGUACCAACUCUAUGGAAUGGGGUUUUUCUCGUUCUAACCCGUGCAUCACAACUGGUCAAAGUGCGAAAUAUGGAAAAAAUCAAAUAAUAUACAAGAUCCCUUGCUGCAGUAGGAACAUGUAGCGGGUUUCCACUGAUGACUACGUGUCAGAAUUACCAAAUGUUUGAUAUCCAAUAGCCGAUAAUUAAUUAAUCAAUGUGCUCUGGUGGUGUCGAUAAACAAAACACAUUUUAACAAACUUUAAGUUACGAAAAUGGCCGGAAAUAUUUCCUGAAAAUUUUUAACAGUCCUUUGUUAUGACGUCAACAAUGCUAUGACGUUUUAAUUAAUAUGCUUAUUGCUGUCAACGCGAUACUACGUACAUUCUUCUGACUGUUUUAACUUCAGAAAUGUGCGAACAGAAUCGCCAUUUGUCAUUUAAUAAUCAUAUUUAAUUACAUUUGUAUAAAUAUAAAUUUUUAUAUCCAAUACUACCUACUGAUGACAGCUCACCUCUGUUCUGUUGCAAUGUUUUCAGCGAGUUUUGAGUGGAUAUAUAUAUUAUCAGUAGCUUUGUGGUAAGUAUUAUAUAUUUGUUUGAUUUGGUUUAUCAGAACCGUCCAUGGCCCUCAUUCUCCAUCCUGGCUAAGCUAAUGCAUAUUAAUGAAACUGUACAAGAAAUAUUAGCGAGGUUAAUUCAGUUCGGUUCAAUUGAAUGCAUUAAUUUAAACGUAAGACCUGCCCUCUAGGGUGCUGGAUAUGCGCACCACUCCAAAAUCCAAUAUUUAGCAGCUAAACAUAGUGCAUUUAUUAGUUUUUAGUGGGGAACAUGUUUACAAUGGUCAGCUUGAUAUUUUUGUGGAAGAUUACCAUGUAAAUAAUACAUGCUACUAACAUUCUUAGAGAAUUCUCUAUACUGUUAGUAGGUGCCUCUUUUAAGCAUUCCGCCUCCUCCAUUGAACCAUGGUAGGCGUACAUCCGCCCCUGCCUGUUUAAAAAAAAACCCGCAGUAUUUAAUACUAAUACCCACCCUUUCCCAUCCGCCAGCUUCACAGCCUGGAUGUGACCCCUUAUGGUUUUGAUGCUGGUUCCGUCACCGCGAUGUUAGUUUUAUCGUACUAGACACCCGGAGGCCAUUUCACGAUAUGAUGAUGCAAUACCCCAUGUUGACCUUGUACAUGCCUUUUGAUAUUUUUAAAGAAAAUAUUAUGCAUUGGACUUGAUGGCAGUAGGUUGUGCUCAUGACGAAUACCUGGGGCAGGAUAUGCUCACCUUUCGCGAACACCUGAUGGCAUCAGGGUUUUUUACAGUGAUCCACGAGUACGUGCCAUCACAGCUCUACAUAUUCCACUUGACUCUUAACUGCGGGUUUCUAAGCUAGUCUUGGGAGUGGCAGUCCUACAGGAGGUGCACAAUGGAUCAAACAUCGUGUUAAGGAUCUUCUAAGGGAGGGGCGGUCCUCCUAAGGGUGCGCCCCUGAUAGGGGAUCACGGAAAUAAUUACGACUUUGCCUAAAGGUUCCUUUGACUCUCUCUCUCUCUCUCUCUCUCUCUCUCUCUCUCUCUCUCUCUCUCUCUCUCUCUCUCUAUUUGCCUCUCCCCGUCUUUCUUAUUUCAGUUGUUUCUUGUCGUCCUCUGCUGACUUGGGGUCUAAUUCACAAAUCUUUCUAAGCAACAUCACAUUACCUUUGCAAGUAUUUUUGCAUUGCAUUGUGAGAAUAAAACAUUGUGACGUUG